Messenger RNA from Hordeum vulgare subsp. vulgare (domesticated barley), 3031 nucleotides. Its product is annotated as receptor-like protein EIX2. The transcript has a single exon. NCBI's taxonomy places the organism in Eukaryota, Viridiplantae, Streptophyta, Magnoliopsida, Poales, Poaceae. Gene Ontology annotation, molecular function: protein binding. The coding region runs from base 13 to 3006 and encodes 997 amino acids. The record is from RefSeq and is a predicted model, not a curated record.
UUCUUCUUCGCCAUGCGUACCACCACUUCCAAGCUCCUGCUCAUAUGCGUCCUAGCUGCGGCCAGCUUGCUGGCCUCCGAUGCACUUCAGCUCGGGGCGGCCGGCGGCUCAGCCGGCGCAAGCUGCAUACCACGGGAGCGGGACGCCUUGCUUUCCUUCAAGCGCGGCAUCACCAGCGACCCCUUGGGCGUCCUUGACUCGUGGCACAAGGAAGACUGCUGUCAGUGGAGGGGCGUCAAGUGCAGCAACCGGACAGGCCAUGUUCUUAGGCUUCAUCUUCGUAAUCUACCCCUGGAAGGGUACUACCAAGACAACACAGCUUUGGUUGGCGAGAUAAGUAAUUCUUUGCUCUCCUUGGAUCGUCUCGUGCGCCUUGAUCUCAGCAUGAAUUACCUCGAGGGCCCAAGUGGCCGCAUGCCGGAGUUCUUGGCCUCUUUGACGAGAUUGAGAUAUCUCAACCUCUCCGGCAUACCAUUUUUGGGCAGAGUGCCCCCUCAGCUCGGCAACCUCUCAAACCUGCAGCAUCUUGACCUCUCAUGCCAUCGCCAUGGAAUGUACUCAACAGACAUUUCAUGGGUAGCGCUCAUCCCAAAUUUGCAGUCUCUUGGAAUGAAUGGGGUAAACCUCAGCACAAUUGUUGAUUGGCCUUAUGUUGUCAAUAUGAUUCCUUCUUUGAAGGCCCUUGACCUUGGGUCUUGCUCUCUUUCAACCGCAAAUCAGUCGCUCCCGCAUAGUAACCUUACCAAACUCGAGAGGCUUGAUCUCUCUGGCAACAUGUUUCCCCACCCAAUGGCACGAAGUUGGUUUUGGAAUUUGACAGGCCUCCAACAUCUCUACCUUGCCGACACUCAACUGUACGGUCAAGCUCCUGAUGCACUGGCACAAAUGACGUCCCUUCAAGUCAUUGAUUUGUCAUUUAAUCGUAACAUGGGAACGAUGACUACAAGCUUCAGAACACUAUGCAAUAUGAGAAUCCUGGACAUUUCUUCUUGCCAUAUUGAUGGAAAUAUAAAGGAUAUUAUAGGGAGGAUGCCGCACUGUCCCUUGAACAAACUGCAAGUGUUGCAUUUGGGAUCCAACAAUAUUACCGGAAUAAUUCCGGAACAGAUAGCACACUUAACCAGCUUAGUCGUUCUUGAUAUCUCUCAGAACAACCUAGCUGGAGGUAUACCACGAGGGGUAGGGAUGCUCUCUAGUUUAAGCAGCCUUGAUCUCUAUAUGAAUUAUCUUAGUGGACCUGUGCCAUCUGAGGUUGGCAUGCUCGGUAAUUUGACCACAUUGAGUCUGGAACAUAACAAUCUUAGCGGACAUGUUCCAUCUGAAAUCGGUAUGCUUGGCAAUUUGGCUACGUUGGACCUUCGAGACAACAACUUGAUUGGUGACUUCACUGAAGAACAUUUUACAAGUCUAACGAGGUUAAACAGGCUGCUAUUAAGUGGGAAUUCCUUGCGGAUUAUAGUUGGUCCCAAUUGGAUACCACCCUUCAGUUUACAAGACAUACAUCUUGGCUCUUGCCAACUGGGCCCUUCGUUUCCUGCAUGGCUUCAGUUCCAAGUGGACAUGUGGCUGAUGGAUAUAUCUAGCACAGGUAUAGUGGAUAGGCUUCCUGACUGGUUCACCACUACAUUUGCAAAGGUCAUAUAUCUAGACAUCUCCAACAAUGGAAUAAGUGGCAGGUUGCCAAGAAACAUGGAAUUCAUGGCACUGGAACGUUUCUUUAUCAAAUCAAAUAAACUGACUGGUGGAAUCCCCAACUUACCAAGAAGUAUUAUCAGCCUGGACAUGUCUGAAAACUCUUUAUCCGGAAAUUUGCCAUCAAACAUUGAGUUUACAGAUUUGAGAUCAUUAUGGCUGCGAUCCAAUCAAAUAACUAGUCGUAUUCCGGAAUCUCUCUGCAAAGCGGAAUCCUUGUAUUCCUUGGACUUGAGCAGCAACCUUUUGGAGGGUCAACUUCCUCCAUGUUUUGGGGUGAUGGGCAGUGCCUUUCUCAUGUUGAGUAACAACAGAUUCUCAGGCAAGUUCCCGUCGUUUCUAAAAAAUAUGAGAGAAUUGAAGUCUCUAGAUCUAUCACAUAAUAGUUUUUCCGGAAGGUUACCAUUGUGGAUCGGAGAGUUGGUUGAAUUAAGAUUUCUGGGGCUAAACCAUAAUACAUUUUCUGGAGGAAUCCCACCUGCCAUCUCAAAUCUUAGUCGCCUUCACCAUCUGAACCUAGCAGGCAAUGGCUUAUCAGGUGCCAUACCGUGGCAUCUAUCAAAUAUGAAGGCCAUGAUAGGAAAGGAUGCAAAGGAUUUCUCCGACAUGAAUGAACUGUAUUCUACCGAUUACUUUGAUACGUUCCGUUCGUUAGACUUUUCCUCUGCAGUCGUCAAGGGACGGGAACUUAAUUAUAGUGCCGGCAUUUGGGAUUUGGUGAGCAUUGACCUAUCUUUCAACCAAUUAACUGGGGUAAUCCCAGAAGAAAUACUUGUUCUUGAUGGGUUGAUAAACCUGAAUCUAUCGUGGAACCGAUUGAGUGGGGAAAUCCCAAAUAAGCUUGGGGCCUUGCAGGCAUUGGAAUCACUUGACCUCUCAAGGAACAUGUUUUGUGGCAUAAUCCCUUCGAGCCUGUCAGAUUUAAACUAUUUGAGCUACUUGGACUUGUCUAGUAACAAUCUAACAGGGAGAAUACCAUCAGGACGUCAGCUCGACACCCUCUACACACAAGAACCUUUCAUGUACAGCGGCAACAGUGGUCUUUGUGGGCCUCCUCUUGCAAAUAGUUGCACCGGGAAGAAUGUAACAAGGCAAGAUGAUCUAAUAAGGAAUGAGCAUUCCUUUGAGCCAGUGACCUUUUAUUUUGGACUGGUUCUGGGAUUUAUUCUGGGUCUCUGGGUGGUGUUCUGCGUCUUGUUGUUCAAGAAAGCAUGGAGGAUUGCUUAUUUCCGCCUGAUUGACCAGACAUAUGAUCAGAUUUAUGUGUUUUCCGUCAUUACAUGGAAAAUUUGGGCCGGAAAGGUAACUAAUUGAGUAACAGGAGCUCCGAAGAAGCAUG